AUGGAGGGUAAAGGUAAGGAGUUAGCGGUUGGCUCUGGUCUUAGCAAGUCCCUUGAUGACACAAGAGUGGAUAGUCACAGCUAUUACCUAGCUCGUCGAACCACCAUGGAGAUGCUCCGAGACAGAGGAUAUGAUGUCUUAAAUGAAGACAUUAACCUCACUUUACAGGAGUUUCGAGCGCUCUACGGUGAACGUCCCAACGUAGAUAGACUCCGUAUCUCAGCUCAACAUUGUUCUGAUUCUUCCAAAAAGAUUGUAGUUGUGUUUUGCGGAAGUGGUAUAAUUAAAGUCAAUGCCAUACGGGAGAUCGCAGCUGAUGUACUUGGUCGAGAAAGUUUAACCGGGCUGAUAUUGGUUCUGUCAAGUGAUAUAACAAGUCAAGCUCUAAAAGCCGUUGAACUUUUCUCAUUCAAAGUCGAGUUAUUCCAGUUAAACGAAUUGCUGGUUAACAUAACCAAACAUGUUUUGAGGCCAAAACAUCGGGUUCUGAAUGAUCAAGAAAAGGAAUCACUCCUCAAGAAGUUCAGUAUUGAGGAGCAACAACUUCCAAAGUUAUUAAAAAAAGACCCGACAGCGAGAUACUACGGACUAGAGAAAGGGCAAGUUGUGGAGGUCACAUACAAGGGAGAGGGCACGGCUCGGAUUAGAGAGAUAUUGGAGUGUGUAGGAAUGGCAGAGGAGGGUUUACCGUUAAAUGUGGUCUCUUCAGCUCAGGUUCUUGCAAAAUGUGGCGAGUUUGUUGAACAUAAGAGACACUGA
Messenger RNA from Eruca vesicaria subsp. sativa (arugula), 759 nucleotides. The record is from the annotation of a GenBank genome assembly. NCBI's taxonomy places the organism in Eukaryota, Viridiplantae, Streptophyta, Magnoliopsida, Brassicales, Brassicaceae.